CAGCUGCCGGCAGAUUAAAAUAAACCAACAGCACAGGAAGUCAGACGGAGACACAGCAGACUGCAGGAGAGCGAGUCACCGCAGAAGAAGAAGAUGGACAUCCAGACGGCUCAGCUGGUGCGUCCUGUCGGCGCCAUGGAGAACCUGGAGCAGCAGCUCAGCUGUCCGAUCUGCCUCGACAUGUUCACCAAGCCGGUGGUCAUCCUGCCGUGUCAGCACAACCUGUGCCGCGGCUGCGCCGGCGAGCUGUACGAGUCAAAGAACCGGUAUACCUUCUCCGGAGGAAGCUUCCGCUGCCCCACCUGCCGCUUCGAGGUGCUGCUGGACCGCCACGGUGUGUACGGGCUGCAGAGGAACCUGCUGGUGGAGAACAUCAUCGACAUCUACAAGCAGCAACAGGAACGUCAACGUGACGACGAGCCGCCGCUGAAAGACAAAGAAGCCAAAGAGCCAAAGUGCAAAGAACAUGAAGAAGAACGCAUCAACAUCUACUGCAUCACCUGCCAGACGCCCACCUGCUCCAUGUGCAAGGUGUUCGGCCAGCACAAAGACUGCCAGGUGUCCCCGCUGCACGCCGUCUACCAGAGCCAGAAGAGCGAGCUGCGUGCCGCCGUGGAGCUGCUGGCUGCGGCUAACAGCAGUGUGCAGAGCGCCGUCACACAGAUGGACGACAGCUGCACGCUGAUCCGCCAGAACGGCGAGCUGCAGAAGAGGCGUUUGGGCGAGAGCUUCGACCUGCUGUUCGCCAUCCUGGAGGAGAGGAAGCAGCAGCUGCUGGAGCGCGUCGGCCAGGUGGAGGAGGAGAAGCUGGCGGCGCUGCGAGCCCUCGCCGAGCGCUACAAGCUACAGCUGCAGAGCAGCAACCAGCUGCAGGAGAAGCUGACGGAGAGCGCGCAGCGCUGCGGCGCCGCAGAGUUCCUGCUCAGCUCCAAACAGCUGCUGCAGGAGGCCGAGCAGGCGGCGAAGGCCCCGCUGACCGGACCCGAGCCCGCGGACGCCUGCAUGGACCACCUGACCAUCGACACGCUGGACGCCGAGGAGCUGAUCGCUAACAUGGGCUUCAUACAGGACCAGGACCAGGACCUGGACCAGAACCAGGACCAGGAUCAGGCCCUGGACCAGGAACAUAGCCAGGAACAGGACCUGGACCAGGCUCCAGACCAGGACCUGGAUGCUGGCAGAGAUUGAAUCUGACUUCAGGCUCCGCAGGAGAAACGUGCAAUCUUUAAAUUAUUUUUAUUGGUGCAAAAUGUGACAUUUUGUUCUGACUUUUGAUACUUUUUUAUUCUGAACGUUUUGAUAAAUUUUUACUCAAAUCUUGAAUUUAUGAGUUAAUUUAAAAUGAAACUGUAAUUUAUAGUUUGUGUCACUAAAUGCAGUUGUGUGUCUGUGCAGGUGUGAAUAAAGUUUUAACCGUC
This is a messenger RNA of Thunnus maccoyii (southern bluefin tuna), 1418 nucleotides long. Its product is annotated as E3 ubiquitin-protein ligase TRIM63-like. Gene Ontology annotation, molecular function: zinc ion binding. NCBI's taxonomy places the organism in Eukaryota, Metazoa, Chordata, Actinopteri, Scombriformes, Scombridae. The record is from RefSeq and is a predicted model, not a curated record. The transcript has a single exon. The coding region runs from base 94 to 1188 and encodes 364 amino acids.